AUGGGCGUCCCAACCCACUCGCCGCUUUCUAACGAGCCCAAACCAGCACCCCUGGUCAGUCCUCCCAAUACAGUCGCGCUCUCGGCGAUCAUCUCAGGGUGUAAAGUGUUUGCCAAACGACUAGACGAGCCCGAGGCAAUCAAAGCCGAAGUCCUUGGCAUUAGACCCGCUAGUGUUCAACGACGCUCUCGAUUCGCAAAACCCCUGAUCAAGGAGGAAGAGACGACGGCCAAUGGCGUAGAGAAGGAAGCUGAAAGCUUGGAGUUCUAUUUGCAUUGGAUAGGUUACAAUAAACGAUUGGAUGAAUGGGUGGUUGGAUCUCGAGUCCACUUGGAUCAAUCCAUAGAGUGGCCCGUCGUCAACCCAACCCCAUCAACCUCCGCCAGCAGCACAGCUCCUUUACCCAAGCAAUCAGGAAAACAGGCACGGAAAUCGUCGGUGAUCCAUAAACGCGACAGCUCUAAGCUCCGCAAGGUGGCCUUGAAGAACGCUCAAAAGUUGACCCACGAUGACGAGGAAGAUCAAGAUCAAGAGGAACAUGAUCACGAGGAGGACGAGGAGGAUGAAGCAGAUGACGACGAGGACGACGAUGAUGAUCUGGAUUCAGAUCGGCCACUCAAUCAGUUCUCUAAGCAAGACGAGAUCGAGAAGCUGAGGACCUCUGGUAGUAUGACCCAAUCACAUCAUGAAAUAUCACGCGUCAAGAAUCUGGAUCGGAUUCAGAUCGGCAAACACGAAGUCGAAGCCUGGUACUUCUCACCUUACCCGAUCGAAUUCGCCCACAUACCGAUCUUGUACAUCUGCGAAUUUUGUUUAUUGUUUUAUGGAUCAGAAGCACAGAUCCAUCGACAUCGAAUAAAAUGCACCCUGCUGCAUCCGCCCGGGAACGAAAUCUAUCGCUCAGAAGAGAUCCAUUUCUUUGAAAUCGACGGACGGAGACAGAAGACAUGGUGUCGAAACCUGUCGCUCUUGAGCAAAUGUUUUCUGGACCACAAGACGCUCUACUACGAUGUCGACCCGUUCUUGUACUACGUGAUGUGCCAGAGAGAUUCGAAUGGACUGCACUUGAUUGGGUACUUCUCCAAGGAGAAGGAGUCGGCGGAAAACUACAACGUGGCGUGCAUCUUGACCUUGCCCCAAUAUCAACGGCUCGGUUUCGGGAAACUGUUGAUCGAAUUCAGCUAUGAGUUGUCGAAGAAGGAGGGCAAGCUGGGCUCGCCCGAAAAACCCCUCAGUGACCUGGGUCUGCUCUCCUAUCGUGCCUACUGGGAAGAAACGAUCGUCGGAUUCAUCCUCGAAUGUCACAAGAAAAGCGAAGGCGUCAGUAUUGAUGAGAUUGCUCAGAAGACGGCGAUCGUCCAUGGCGAUGUGAUGCAUGUGUGUCAAACAUUACAGCUCUUAAAAUAUCGGAAUAAACAGCAUAUUAUUUGUUUAUCGGAUGCAAUCAUCGAACGGUUUGAAAAAACAAGCAGAAAGAACCGCAAACGCAUCCAGCCUAACCAACUGAUUUGGAAACCUCCAGUAUUCUCUAGAGCUCAACUUCAAUUCGGAUUCUAA
Molecule: messenger RNA, 1557 nt
Organism: Puccinia triticina
Lineage: Eukaryota; Fungi; Basidiomycota; Pucciniomycetes; Pucciniales; Pucciniaceae
Exons: 4
Coding region: 1-1557 (518 amino acids)
Biological process (GO): regulation of DNA-templated transcription
Molecular function (GO): histone acetyltransferase activity
Source: RefSeq, a predicted model, not a curated record